Girardinichthys multiradiatus is the source of this 13167-nucleotide messenger RNA. It is a transcript of the gene dmd, whose product is annotated as dystrophin. The record is from RefSeq and is a predicted model, not a curated record. Gene Ontology annotation, cellular component: plasma membrane. Gene Ontology annotation, molecular function: protein binding; zinc ion binding. The transcript has 82 exons. The coding region runs from base 99 to 11030 and encodes 3643 amino acids. Gene Ontology annotation, biological process: synaptic signaling. Lineage: Eukaryota; Metazoa; Chordata; Actinopteri; Cyprinodontiformes; Goodeidae.
CCACUUUAUCUGGAUUUGCCUCUUUCCUCCCUCCUUGUGGAUUUAACCUGACCGUUUGGGCCUGCAGUAACAAACUUUUCACAGCCGGUGGCCUGGUGAUGGCGGAGGGCGUGCCUCCUGAGGAUUACUGCGACGAGCCGGUGGAAGAUGAGUUCGGAGAGAUCAUCAAAUGUCGGUCUGAUGAAAGAGAAGUCGUUCAGAAGAAGACUUUCACAAAAUGGGUGAACUUACAGUUGGCUAAGACAGGAAAACCACCUGUGGAGGAUCUGUUCUCAGAUCUGUGUGAUGGACGACGCCUGCUGGAGUUGCUGGAGGGACUUAUAGGACAUGAGCUAGUGAGACUGGAGAGAGGGACCACCCGUGUUCACUCGCUUAACAAUGUCAACCGUGCUCUGCAGAUCUUGCAGAAGAACAAUGUUGAUUUGGUGAAUAUUGGAGCGGCAGACAUUGUUGAUGGGAAUCACAAACUGAUUCUCGGACUCAUCUGGAGCAUUAUUCUCCACUGGCAGGUGAAGGAUGUGAUGAAGGAUGUGAUGGCGGGCCUACAGCAGACCAACAGUGAGAAGAUUCUGCUGAGCUGGGUUCGUCAGAACACACGGCAAUAUCCUGAGGUUAACGUGGUUAACUUCUCCAGUAGCUGGAAUGAUGGAUUGGCCUUCAACGCCCUCAUUCACAGCCACAGGCCGGAGCUGUUUGAUUGGAGCGCAGUGGAGAAGAAGACGUCGGCGAUCGACAGACUGGAACACGCCUUUAGUAAGGCGGAACAGCACCUGGGCAUAGAGAGACUGCUGGACUCCGAAGAUGUGGCAGUCUCGCACCCUGACAAGAAGAGCAUCAUCAUGUACGUUACGUCGCUCUUCAGGGUGCUCCCCCAAAGCAUUUCCAUGGAAGCCAUUCAGGAAGUUGAGUCGCUGCCAUCGGCGACCUCGGCCGGCGUUACCCGUGUAACAACGGAGGAGCACUAUCAGAUCCAGACCCAGCAACGCUUCUCUCAGCAGAUCACAGUGAGUGUGGCUCAGGGGCGAGUGCGGAGCCCCUCCCCUCAGCCUCGCUAUAAAAGCUAUGCCUACACCCAGGCUGCAUAUGUCAAGUCGCCAGAGCAAAAGAGGAGACGUUUUACUGAGCAGUUCCUGACCUGCAGUCAGGAGGAGCUGCAGCGGGGCCUCAGUCCUCUUCCUCCUGGAUCCACGAACCUGGAGAGCUACCAGGCUUCACUGGAGGAGGUGUUGACGUGGCUGCUGUCGACAGAGGACGGCCUCCAUGCUCAGCCCCCCAUCUCCAGCCAGGUGGAGGAGGUGAAGGAGCACUUCCACACGCACGAGGGGUACAUGGUGGAGCUGACCACACAUCAGGGUAGCGUGGGCCGUGUCCUGCGGGCUGGUGCUGCUUUGCUGGCAGAGGGGAACCUCAGCGAGGAGGAGGACUCUGAGGUCAGGGAGCAGAUGAAUCUCCUGAACUCCCGGUGGGAACACCUCAGAGUGGCAAGCAUGGAGAGACAGAGCAGACUCCAUGAAGUCCUGAUGGACCUGCAGAAUAACCAGCUUCAGCAGCUCACAGAAUGGUUGGACGUCACAGAGGCACGCAUCAAGAAGAUUGACUCUCAGCCCCUGGGUCCUGACCUGGAGGAUAUCAAGCACCAAGUAGAGGAGCACAAGCUCCUUCAGGAGGACUUGGAGCUAGAGCAGGUGAGGGUAAAUUCUCUGACCCACAUGGUAGUGGUUGUUGAUGAGACCACCGGAGACAGUGCGACUGCCAUCUUGGAGAGCAAACUUCAGGUCCUUGGUGACCGCUGGGCAGCUAUUUGCAGAUGGACAGAGGAGCGCUGGAUUCUGCUUCAGGAGAUUCUGUUAAAAUGGCAGCACUUCACUAACGAACAGUGUUUGUUUGACUCCUGGCUGACUCAAAAGGAGGAGAUGGUUCGCUCCAUUAAGGCCUCCAACCUCAAAGACCACGCAGAGAUAGCAGCCUGUUUACGACGUCUUUCUACGCAUAAAGCAGAACUAGAGGCGAAGCAUCCCACCAUGGAUAAGUUGUGCUCUAUGAGCCAGGAUCUGUUGUUCAGUGUGAAGAACAAAGAGGUGGCCUCCAAACUAGAGGCCAGAUUGGACAGUUUUGCACAGCGUUGGGAUCGUCUGGUCCAGAGUCUGGAGAUGAACAUUUCCCAGGUUCAGCUUUCCUCGACUGUCAGCACCACCAAGCAGUCCGAGAUGACCCACUCUGGUAUGGUGACCGUUACCAAGGUGACCACGAGGGAAAAGGUGUCGGCUUUGCGCCACACUCGAGAGUCGCCACCUCCUCAAAAAAAGAGACAAGUGGUUGUGGAUUCUGAGCUCAGGAAAAGGUUUGACGUUGACUUCACAGAGGUCCACAGCUACAUGACCCGUGGCGAGGCCAUUCUGCAGAGCCCAGAGCUCUCCGUGUCCCGCAAAGAUGGGAGCAUUCGGGAGCUGCAUGACAAAGUGCAGGCCAUAGACAGAGAGCGGCCAGAGAAGUACAGAAAGCUUCAGGAGGCAACACGCACGGCGCAGACCCUCGUCGAGCAGGAGGGGAGCCGUGCAGAUGACAUUGCACAGGCAGCAGAUCAACUGAACCAGCGCUGGGCGGGAUUCUGUGUCUUGUUGGCGGACCGACUGACAUGGCUGGCUUACCAGACAAAGGUGCUAGCCUUUUACAGCUUGUAUGAGCAGAGUGAGCAGGCAGUGGACAGCAGUGACAACUGGCUCAAAGUCCAGGCACCUCCAGCGUCAGAACCAGAACCCCUCAAAGUACAACUGGACCGAUGUCGGGAGGAGGUGGCUCGCCUGUCCUCCCUGCAGCCCCAGGUGGACCUCCUUGAAAAGCAGUUGAAGGAAUUGAAAGAUGAAAAGGAAGGAGAGGAGGACCCUUCUGCCUUUUUGGAUGCUGACAUCACUGCCUUCAAAGAACACUAUCGGAAGGUCCUGGAGGAUCUGCGGGCCAGAGAGAGGCAGCUACAACUGGUUUUGGAAAGCUUGCCCCCAGCUCGAUAUAAGGAGACCAUAUCAACACUUUUGGCAUGGUUGCAGCAGUGCGAAGCCAAACUUUCCAUCCCAUCAACGGCUGUUACAGAGUAUCCCAUUAUGGAGCAGAGGCUGAAGGACCUUCAGGCUCUUCAGGUGGCCCUGGCUGAACACCAGGGUGAGGUUGACUACCUGACAUCAGCUGUCGAGCAGGUCUUUCAGAAAGCUCCACCAGACAUCAGCCAAAAGUAUCGCAUAGAGAUAGACGCCAUAAUGGCACGCUGGAGAAGACUGGGCUCCACCCUAACCGACAGUGUCCAGAAAAUCCAGGAGCUCAUGGCCAAACUGAUGCAGUUUGAGAAUGAUGUGAAGACUCUGAAGAAAUGGAUGGCUGAUGUGGAUGUCUUUCUGAACGAGGAGUGGCCUGCUCUGGGAGACUCUGAAGCUCUGGAGAAACAGUUAGAGCAGUGUACAGCUCUGGUGAAUGACAUCCACACCAUCCAACCCAGUGUGAAUGGAAUCAACGAAGUAGGUCUAUACCUUAAGAAAGAAGCGGAGCCCCCCUUUGCCAUACACAUCCAGAAAGAACUGGAUGAACUGAACGCUCAAUGGGAGAAUGUCUGCAAACAGGCCUAUGCAAAGAAGUCUGCCCUCAAAGGGGGCCUUGACAAGACUAUGGCGUUGAGGAAGGAGAUGCAAGAAAUGCAAGAAUGGAUAAACCAGGCCGAGGAAGACUAUCUGGAGAGAGACUUCACAUACAAGACACCUGAAGAGCUACGCAAGGCAGUCGAGGAGCUCAAGAGGGCCCAGGAGGAGGUCCACUCCAAGGAGCUAAAGGUCAAACUCCUGACCGACAGCGUCAACAGUUUCAUCGGCAAGGCCCCGCCCACAGCCCAUGAUGCUUUGCGCUCAGAGCUGGACAUACUAACAGCCAACUACCAGCGUUUGUGUAGUCGCCUGGAUGGAAAAUGUAAAACUCUGGAGGAGGUCUGGGCAUGCUGGUGCGAGUUGCUGUCCUACUUGGAGCAGGAGAACGCCUUCCUGGACCAGCUGGAGCAGAAACUGGACGAGACAGAAAACUUGCAAGGAGGAGCAGAGGAGCUGCAGGAGGCGCUGGAUAGCCUUGAUGUUCUUUUGCAACACCCAGAGGACAACAGGAACCAGAUUCGAGAACUGGCCCAGACACUGAUGGACGGAGGGGUUCUGGAUGAACUGAUUCAGCAGAAACUCUACGCAUUCAAUACCCGAUGGGAUGAACUAAUGGCAAGGGCGGCAGUUAGGCGGAAGGAGCUGGGGCAAAGUGUGCAGUGGGCCCAGGAGUAUGACAAAAUGCUCAGGCAAAUCCAGGAGUCAUUGGCAAGCACAGACCGCCAUCUCACUGCUUACCUGUCUGACCACAUUGAUGCCCAGCAGAUACCACAGGAAGCUCAGAAAAUCCAGACAGAGUUGAAUCGACAUGAAAUGGCCCUGGCAGACAUAAGGAAGAAGAACCAGGACAAGGACCAUUCACAGAAGGUCGAAGGACAGAUAGACUUAACUCAGAAAAUGCUGGCGGACGUCUGGACCAAGUUCCGUCUCUUUCAGAAGCCGGCCAACUUCGAUUCCCACCUGGCUGAGUGCGAGCGCGUGUUGGCCGGGGUCAAAAGUCAGGUCGGGUUGUUGGACAUCCGCAGCGUGGAGCAGGACGUAGUGCAGUCGCAGCUGGAUCAGUGCAUGAAACUGUACAAGAUACUGAGUGAAGCAAAGGGGGAGGUGGAGAUGGUGAUUAAAACGGGUAGACAGAUCGUCCAGAGGCAGCAGACCCAGCAACCCAAAGAGCUGGACGACAGAGUGACCGCCCUGAAACUGCUCUACAACCAGCUGGGAUCACAGGUAACCGAGAGUAAACUGGAGCUGGAGAAGAGUCUAAAAUUAUCCAGGAAGUUACGUAAGGAACUGAAUGGGCUUACGGAGUGGCUCGCCACUACUGACGCCGAGCUGACCAGGCGCUCUGCUGUGGAGGGCAUGCCCAGGGACCUGGAGGCUGAGGUUACGUGGGCGCAGUCUGUCCACAGUGAUAUCGAGAAGCAUCAGCCACAGCUGCAGGCGGUGGUGGACCUCGCAGAGGCCCUAAAGGCUGUGCUGAAGGGCCACGGAGGCUUAGUGGACGACAAAGUCAGUCUGUUGCACUGUAACUGGAUCGCAGUCACAUCCAGGGCAGAGGAAUGGCUCAACCUCUUGCUGGAUUACCAGCAGCAGAUGCAGAAGUUAGAUGGAGAGAUAAAGGAAGUGAAUGAAUGGAUUGACGGAGCAGAGAGAAAGAUGGAUGAUAUAGAUAAUCAGGGACCCAAUGAUGCUGUGCUGAAGGUGUUGCGUGCGGAGCUGGAGAUGACCGAAGGGAAGAUGGAGGAGGUAAGGGAUUUGGCACAAGAGCUCAUGUCCACCAGGGGAGACAACUGCCAGGCCCAAGUAGGACCCAGAAUAGAGAAGCUCAACGAGAGAUUUGAAAUAAUCACGCAACGGAUCACCUCUGGAUUGACAGCAGCAUCAGCCAGGGAGCUUGAACAGUACCACAGUGAAGUACGGGUCUGGCUUGAGAUGCUGGAGGAGGAAGCCAAGCAAGGAGAGAACUUAAAGGAGGAGGACUUCCAGGAGGACAAGAAUUGUGAGGAGGGUGCGGUGCAAGACCUGCUGUUGAAAGGAGAGAACCUACAAAAGAGAGCCCCAGAUCGAGACAAGAGAGAGCAGAUAAGACUGAAACACAACCAGCUGAACAGCAAAUACAACGCUGUAAAGGACCUACGUAUCCUGAGGAAUAGGAAGGCUCUGGCCAUUGCUCCCCAGUGGUACCAGUACAGAAGGAAAUCCCAUGACCUAAUGGCCUGGUUGGACGACAUCCAGCGCAGUGUGGACCAACUUCCUGACCCUCCCGAGGGAGAGCGGGUCAAGGAAAUUGGCUCAGAGUUCGACAAGAAGAAGGAGGAGCUUAAGGAGGUGCAGGGCUUAGCCAAUCAGCUCUCACAGGCUGGAGCCGGCAAUCUAGUGGAGCCGCGCCAACUCCAGCUCAACACCCGCUGGGUUGAGGUGGAGGGCAAGUUCAUACCCUUCAAAAGACGAUGUGAGUACCUGACGGAGCUCCAGGCGCUGCUUCGUUCGGUGUCGGAGACUGACUUCAAGCUGAACUCUCCUGAAUACUGGCCUGCAGCGUAUUAUAACCUGCCCCAGCAAGAGCACUGCCUGAAGGAUGUGAAGGAGAACAUUGACAAACUGCAUGACCAAGUGGAAGGAGCACUUGCCCACAGAGAAGACAUGGUGACCGGCUCUCGACCUUUGGAGGGCCACAGGGUUCAGGAGACAGUUUCCCUACUCAAAAAUAACUGGGAAAAACUGAACAAGCUCUACAAAGACAGACUGAAGCGUUGGAAGGACUGCAGCUCCAAGUGGCAGAAGUUUGACUUGGAUCAUAAGGCAUUGGAGGAGUGGCUGAACAAUGCCGAGAGCACUUUGAAACUGUCUGAGAUUGAGCCAGCAGCCCACAGACAGAAACUCAGGGACCUGGUGGAGGAUAUACCUCUCCAGGAGGUGGUGUUGGGCAGAGUGAACUCUGCAGGAGAAGGCAUCAGCCAGAUGAGCACACCAGAUGAUGCCUUACGCCUCAGAUCGCAGCUUAAAUUACUCAACACUCGCUGGGCCAACGUCUGCCAGGAGCUCAGGGAGCGUAAGAGGAGGUCUGCUGAGGCACGAACAGUUGCCACAGAGCUAGAGGAGGACAUGGGCUCCAUGCUGGGCUGGCUGGAUAAAGCAGAGGGUGUGCUGGCCAUCCCUCUGCAGCCUCCAGAACCACAGCACAUCAGGGACACUUUGAGCAAAGUCCAGACACGUGUGGAGGAGCUUCCCGGGAAGAAGUUGGCAGUGGAGAAUCUGAAUGCCAGGCAAAAUAUGCUAACCCUUCCUGCUGGCAAGCACAAAGACAUCAGGGGCAUCAACACUCGCUGGGCUCAAGUGUCCAAAGCUCUACCUGAGCGUCAGCUGGAGAUUGAAGGUCUACUAAAGGAGCUUUUGAAGCUCCAGGGUCAGCUAGAGGACCUAUCCGCCUGGGCAUCAAGCACCAGAACCAAGCUGGAGCAGAGUCCAGAGGAACCACCACCUAAUCUCAUCGAGGACGUUCAGUUGAAGAAGCCAGAAGUGGAGUUUGCUUUGGAGCGAGCCAAUCAGCUGUACAAGGAGACUCCUCCAGGAUGGCUGGACAAGGGGAAAUAUGCGAAGCUAAGGGAGGACUGGACGGUUAUUCUAGAGCUGCUGCAGCAGCAUAAGGAAAGGAUGGCUGCUGCUUACGUCUCCAAAAAAGCUCAUGAAGCCCCGAUAGGAAGUUCCCAGGCUGAGUCUGCCGCACUCCAGCAGUUUAACAAAUCCUGGGCUGAGCUCACCGAUUGGCUCAAGAUGCUGGAUAACAUGGUGCAAAACAAGCAAGUGGUGGUCGCUGACCUGGAUGACAUCAACGAAAAUAUAUGCCAGCUCAAGGCAUCUCUGCAGGAGCUCGACAAGCGUCGCCCCCUCCUGGAGAAACAAGUAACAGCAGCACAAAAUCUGAAGAAUAAGACCAGCAACCAGGACACGCGCAAUGCUAUUACUGAACGCAUUGACAAGCUUCAGACCCACUGGGAAGACUCCCAGACCAAACUCUCUGACAGGCUUAAACAAAUCCUCAACAUGCUGCAGGACUCCACAAACUGGCUGGAUGCAAAGAGGGAAGUGGACUAUCUUCUCAAACAGGCCAGUGGGAGGCUGGAAUCGUGGCAGGAGAUCACGUACACUGCAGACUCGUUGAGGAGACAACACACAGAUCUGAGGCUCUUCAUGAAGGAACUGAAGCAGUGGCACGGACAGGUGGCUGAAACUAACGCCCUGGCUAACAAACUGCUGACGCUGUACGCCAACGACGACACGCACAAAGUUACCCAGGUCAAUGACAACAUGCUGGCCACGUGGACACACAUCAACAAACGAGUUUCGGACAGAGAGGCAGCUGUGGAAGCUGGUCUGAAGCUGCUCCAGCAAUUCUACCUCGAUCUGGAGAAGUUCCUCAGCUGGCUGAUGGAGGCGGAGACCACUUGCAAUGUUUUAAUAGAUGCCACUAACAAGGAGAGGUUGCAGGAGCAGCCUGAGGCUGCCAAGAGGCUGCUGGCUCAGUGGAAGGACCUCCAGGCAGAGGUUGACAGUCAUGAAGAGCUGUAUUACUCCCUGGAUGAAAACGGCCAGAGGAUUCUGACCUCUCUGAGGGACUCUGAGGACAGGGUUCUGCUCCAGAGACGUCUGGACAACAUGAGGCAGCGUUGGAACGACCUGCGCAGCACGACUCUCAGCAUGAGGUCACAGCUGGACUCCGAGAUGGCUCCUUGGAAGAGGCUCCAUAUGUCACUGCAGGAGCUGCUGAACUGGCUAAGGCUCAAAAGUCAACAACUGGAGCAGGAGAAGCCUGUAGGGGGCGACGUCCCUACCGUGCAGACCCAGCUGGGUACCCACAGAGCAUUCAAAAUGGAGCUCAGAGCCAAGGAUCCAGUGGUGACCAGGGCUGUUGAUGAUGUGGGGCUCUUUUUGUCCGAGCUGCCUAGAGAGACACCAUCACCUGAACAGAGAGAUAUCAGCCCGGAGGAGCGUGCUCAGAACGUGGGGCGAGUGUUGCGUAAAGAAGCAGACGAUGUGAUGAGCAAAUGGGACCAGCUUAACUCCGACUCGGCCGACUGGCAGAGGAGGUUGGAGUUGGCCCUGAACAGACUGAUGGAGCUCCAGGAAGCAGAAGAUCUGCUGGACACACAGCUGAGGCAGGCAGAGAUGGUGAAGGAGGCCUGGGAACCUGUAGGAGAACUGUUGAUUGACUCUUUACCUGAGCACAUUGACAGAGUCAAGGAGUUUCAGGAAGAAAUCACUCUGAUUAAGGAUGAUGUCACACACAUGAACCACUUGGCGUCCACAUUCGAUCCAUCCGACAUCCAGCUGUCACCUAGCAACCUGGAACGCAUCGAAGACCUCAACACGCGCUGGAGACUGCUCCAAAUAUCUGUUAAAGAACAUCUGAAGCAGCUGACAGACGCUCACAAAGACUUUGGCCUUUCUCAAGGAUCUGUAGAAAGCCCCUUCGAGCAGGGUAUCUCUCCAAACAAUGUGCCCUAUUAUAUCAACCACCAGACCCAGACAACAUGCUGGGACCAUCCCAAGAUGAGCGAGCUCUACCAGUCUCUGGCCGACCUGAACAACGUUCGGUUCUCAGCCUACCGCACAGCCAUGAAGCUCAGACGCCUGCAGAAAGCUCUCUGCUUGGACCUACUGAGCAUGCAGACAGCAUGCGAGGUGUUCGAGCAGCACAACCUGAAGCAGAACGAGCAGCUGCUGGACAUUUCCCAGCUGGUGGCCUGUCUGACCAGCCUGUACCAGCGGCUUGAGCAGAGCCACUCUCACCUGGUCAACGUCCAGCUGAGCGUAGACAUGUGCCUUAACUGGCUGCUCAACGUCUACGACACCGGGCGCACUGGAAAGAUCCGGACUCUGUCAUUUAAAACUGGAAUCAUCUCACUUUGCAAAGCUCAUCUGGAGGAUAAAUACAGAUUCUUGUUCCGACAGGUCGCCAGCGCCACGGGUUUUUGUGACCAGCGCCGUUUGGGCCUUCUCCUCCAUGAUUCCAUCCAGAUUCCUCGGCAGCUCGGCGAGGUCGCAUCCUUCGGCGGCUCCAACAUCGAGCCCUCCGUUCGCAGCUGCUUCCAGUUUGCCAACAACAAACCUGAGCUGGAGGCCUCCAUGUUCCUGGACUGGAUGCGCCUGGAGCCUCAGUCUAUGGUUUGGCUCCCUGUCCUGCAUCGGGUUGCAGCUGCCGAAACCGCCAAGCACCAAGCCAAGUGCAACAUCUGCAAGGAGUGUCCCAUCAUUGGGUUCAGAUAUCGGAGCCUGAAACAUUUCAACUAUGACAUUUGCCAAAGCUGCUUCUUCUCUGGCCGUGUCGCCAAGGGACACAAGAUGCAAUACCCCAUGGUUGAAUACUGCACUCCGACCACAUCAGGGGAGGAUGUGCGGGAUUUUGCCAAGGUGCUGAAGAACAAAUUCAGGACCAAGCGUUACUUCGCCAAACACCCACGCAUGGGCUACCUGCCCGUCCAGACCAUCCUAGAGGGGGACAACAUGGAAACUCCUGUCACUCUGAUCAACUUCUGGCCUGUAGAUCAUGCGCCUGGUUCGUCCCCCCAGCUCUCCCACGAUGACACACAUUCUCGGAUUGAGCACUACGCCAACCGGCUAGCAGAAAUGGAGAACCGUAACGGCUCUUAUCUGAAUGACAGUAUCUCACCCAAUGAGAGCAUUGAUGACGAGCACAUGUUGAUCCAGCACUACUGCCAGUCUCUGAACCAAGGCUCUCCUCUCAGUCAGCCCCGCAGCCCCGCCCAGAUCCUCAUCUCCAUGGAAACAGAGGAGAAGGGAGAGCUUGAGAGGGUCCUUGGUGACCUGGAGCAGGAGAACAGGAAGCUACAAGCCGAGUAUGACCGUUUGAAAAAGGCCCACGACAGGAAAGGUCUGUCCCCACUGCCUUCGCCGCCCGAGAUGCUCCCGGUGUCACCGCAGAGCGCACGAGACGCUGAGCUCAUCGCAGAGGCCAAGCUGCUGCGGCAGCACAAAGGUCGUCUGGAGGCCCGCAUGCAGAUACUGGAGGACCACAAUAAACAGCUUGAGUCCCAGCUGGACAGGUUGAGGCAGCUUCUGGAGCAGACGGAUUCCAAGGUGAACGGCACAGCUCUGUCCUCUCCCUCCACCUCCUCUCAGCGCUCUGACUCCUCCCUGCCUCUGCUCCGCGUGGCUGCCAGCCAGACUACUGACACAAUGGGUGAUGAGUUUUCCAGCCCUUCACAAGAUGCAUCUGGCCUGGAGGAAGUAAUGGAACAGCUCAACAACACUUUUCCUCACAGCCAGGGUCCCAGCAUCGGCAGUUUGUUCCACAUGGCGGACGACCUGGGCCGCGCCAUGGAGUCGCUGGUCAGCGCGAUGACUGACGAGCGGAGCGGGGAACUGCAGCAGGCCCUACCUUUCUGAUCCCCUCCAUCAUCUCGCAUGCUUUUCUAGUCAAAACAACUGGAUUGGAAACUGUUUACACAGAGAAUAUAAUGUCUAUUUUUGUGAAGGAUUGCAGUUAAAGCAACAAGUACAAAAAAUACUGAGAUUUGAGUAGUUUCUUAAAACAUCCUGUUUUAUUGUUAAGAGGCUGAUUUUUAAACUUCUAUGCAAUUGUAUAAAACAAGAGUGAGGUUGAGAAACAAAGUUGUCAUAAAGGCAAGUGUCCUCAUAUAUUUGCUAUCUCUUUCUAACUGGGGAAACAAGCUGAAUCAUUUCUCACUAGUUUCAAACGAUUGUAACCUUGGGGCUGUUUCCUUUGUGUGUGAAUGAGUCUCUGUAUGUGCGGUCCCUAAUAUCCAUUAGUUUGGUUUUGCAGUGGAGGGAUACUACUUUUUAGAAACAGGUUGUACAUCCAUAUUCAAUACAAGCUCUAUUGAGUGACUGAAACACAAUCCUAAUGACACUACAGCAAAGUAAAAAAGGCCUCACACACUGGUGGCCAUUUUUAGACUAAAUUACUUGAGGGCCCUGCUAAGUUUGUUUCCCUCAUCUGGACAAAAUACCCAAAUUUGACUCUUCAGUGCUUUGCAGCUGAACACCUGGCUUUGUCAAAUAUGUCUCGUUACAUACCUCUGCCUUGCCACAAAUCCUCUAAUUACGUUUAUACUUCUCUCCACUCUGAGCAGCUUCCCUGUCGGUGCUAUAGAACGUCUCACUUAAUGGCGUUUGCUAAAGGUUAGUUUUGGUCCCAUCUGACCAGACAACCUUCUUCCACAUCUGUGCUCUGUCCCCUACAUGGCUUGUGGCAAACUGGAUUUCUUCCCACUGUUAUAUAAAGUUCUGAUAGUUCUCCUACCUGAGGUGUGGAUAUCUCUAGCUCCUCCAGAGUUGCCACACAUCUUCUGAUUAGUGCUCACCUUUUCUGGCCCCAUCUUGGUAGGUUUGCAGAUCAGGGUUCCUGUCUGACAAAGAAUAGAAAAUGCUUUUAUGGUUUUCCUGAUAUUUAAUUAUUCCAUUUUCUAAAGUUUGACAAUGCUAAAGGACUGCAAUGGAUUUCACAGAAAUGUAUGUUGAAAGAACCUUUAACUUAAGUGCAACAUUUUGGUUUUCAACUUACUGAUUACAUGCACACAUUCUAAAAUAAAAAAGGCCAUUUGGGAAGCUUUUGGGUCUUGUCAGAACUACUGGAAUUUGAUUUAUAAAAUGUGUAAAACUGAAAAUCAAGGAUAUUUUCUGAUCUAUGUUGUGUUGGUCUAUCAUCCUGCAGAAUCUUUUGAAAACUAGAGGAUGAUUCUCUUCAACCUGAUGUUUCCAUUACUCUUCCAUACGUAUUUUGCAGAGGCAAAGUGUUCAGGUGCAAAGCAAGAUUUGAUCAGAUGGGUUUUUCUAUUAGAUAAAGCAGCAGAAUAAACCUGCUUCUCUGUUUUGUGGAAAGAGUCUUCCUCAGAGAAACUGUUUAGCAUCAUCAUAAACAGUUCAUGCCCUGAUCCAUGCUGAGUUAAAUUUGAACUUUUGGGGCUUAGAUGGUAGCGUAUAACUGCCGCAUUAUAAGGUUUCUUGGUUCUAUUUCCUCUACUUGAAUACAACUGGGUCAUUGUUUCAAGAACCCUGGGGAACAUGAGUUCUACCUCAUGUGAAUUUUGGAAGUGCAGUAAUAAUUGAUACUGUAAUCUGUUCCACACUCCAACAUUAUUAAUCCAUGAGUAGAUAUUAUUUGCCAGUUGAACUCUACACGCUCACUACCCUGGUGGAAGCUCCACGUGGAAGGUUCUGAUCCGUUAACUAAACCUUAACUAGUUUGUUUUGUGUUUGAUUAAAAGCAGGUUGGUUCUGUUCUGUGUGAGGUGCCCUCAUAUUAACUAAAGGAAAAGAAAAUCUUAAUUUGUAAUGAAUAAUCACAUUUGAAUCAGUUUACCAUCAGCUUUCUGCAGCAUGACCCAAUGACUUUAAACUUUUGACCCAAACAGAAUUAAACAUUUUGAAGAAUUUGUCAUUUUCACCUAAUUUUUCUAAUAAAUCAGUACUUCACAACAUGUCAGAUUCCAUCAAAUGUAUGCCUUACUACUGUACUAUAAAAUGCUUUACUGAAUAUCAAUAAAGCAUGCCGUUAUGUUAA